AAUUCGGGCUCUCUCCUCAAACCGUCCAACUUAGUCCAUAAGCUUUCUGCACUCGUUCUGCUCGUGAAUGACCCUCCAGUUCUACACCUGAAGUGGGUUUCGAGUAUAAAUUCAGUUUGAAAUUCGGAUUUUUUAUCAUCAUCUUCAUCUCUCCUCAUCUAUACUCGGUUAAUCCGAAUUCUUGUGGUUUCUAGCCGAAGAUGGCCGGUGGCAUCUUCAAUCGUCUGUUUUACUAUCUAUUUUUUGUGUAUUUGGCAUCUUCUUUUGCUGGAUUGCAGGUUUUUGUGCGGGGUCGGUUGCUUCUAAGUUCUAAACCCCACCCGGAUGAUGCUGCGGCCACUGCUCGUUGGUUGGUUUCUCAGAAUUCAUGGGGAAUCUUGAGCACCAUCUCAAGUGAUUUCGGGGGAGCGCCUUUUGGGAAUGUGGUUUCGUUUAGUGAUGGGCCACCGGGCAAAGGUCGAGGCACGCCAUAUUUCUACUUAACAACUCUUGACCCAACUGCAAGAUAUGCAAUCUCAGAUGAGAGGGCUUCAUUUACGCUAAGUGAGUACCCUAUUGGCACUUGUGGCAAGAUAGAUCCCGAAAACCCGACUUGCGCGAAGAUUACGUUGAUCGGGAAGGUAAAAUUCUUGGUUUCACAUUCACAUUCUCCAACUUUAUCUUCUGUCCAUCUUGAAUUACUUAAAUCACUGUUUGGCCUACAGCUGAGGCAGGUGGAUCCUAAUUCCAAAGAAGUAGAGUUUGCUAAAACUUCCUUGUUCUCAAAGCAUGCAGAGAUGAAGAAGUGGCCUAAGGAUCACGACUUUCGGUUCUACAAAUUAGUAAUAGAGAACAUAUUCUUGAUCGAUUGGUUCGGUGGGCCGAAGCCACUUACAGUCGAUCAAUAUCUACAUUUCAAAUUGGAUGAGCUCACAUCCAUGAAAUGAAUUUGUUGUACACUCUGAUCUUCCCUGCUCAUAUCAGCUUCCUGGGUUUAAACUGUAAAAAGUUUAUAUAGAUUCAUUGUUUAUGGGAAGAAUAAAGUUUCGUUCAUUUGUUGUCCACAUUCCAGAGUUGCUGAUGGGUCUUCAAUUAUGUAUUAUUUAUAAAUAAAUUUGAUAAAUGUGUUAUGAUAUUAACGCAUUUCUUUAAUUAAUUA
Messenger RNA from Cucurbita maxima (winter squash), 1138 nucleotides. Its product is annotated as protein CREG1. The record is from RefSeq and is a predicted model, not a curated record. Lineage: Eukaryota; Viridiplantae; Streptophyta; Magnoliopsida; Cucurbitales; Cucurbitaceae. The transcript is spliced from 5 exons. The coding region runs from base 201 to 926 and encodes 241 amino acids.